UGUGCGGCUCCCGCAGAGUGCAUCUUUGUAGCAUUGUACUGUUACCAAACUUUAGGGUUGCUCAGAAGUGCUUUUAAAGUGUCUUUAACUGGCACAUACUGGCAGAAACGUUCUUUACCAUUAGGAUCAAUUCCAAGAUAAACCUGAGUUGGCUCAACGUAACUGAAAUUACUCUUGAAAAAUGUCUUUCUAGUUUGAUCUGAGCGAAAAACACCCUCAUUGUGCAUCUUCAGUAGAUUUUCUUUUGAUAGGCCAUCCAGUAUUUCAUUGAUUCUAUCUCUGGGUAUCCCAAGUUUUUCUAGUUCUUGACUUAUUAUAGUCAGUAUGUGUGCCAUUCCAUUUGAAUUGAUUUCUUGGAACUCUUCAAUUAGAGCUGAGAUUGUUGUGGCUGGCAAAAGCAUCUUAGCUUGCAUUCUAAGAUAGAAGAGCGCUAAGUUUGUCAGGAAUACAUCUCCAUCUUCUUUGUUUGAGAAACUCUCCCCAAUUUCAGCAAAUUCUGCAUGGUCUGUGCCAUAAUCAUUCCCAUUUCCAUCAUCAGGAUUGUCGGUAUUAUCACCAGACACUCCGCCGGCAGAAGCUGCUUGCUCAGCUGAAUGCUUUCUGCUCAUUUGUGAGAGGAAAGAAGACCUCACCCUGAAAUUAUUUUUGCAACUUUCAAAAGGGCAUUCAAUUUUCUUGCCAUCUCUAAUGUGCCAUUUCAAAUGUUCACAUAAGCUGGAAAAGUUUGUUGAGGUGAAGGCACAUCCCUCAAUAUGGCAGGUCAGAUCAAUACAUCUUGGAGACCUGCUGACAGCUGGUUUGGGCUUUGAGUGGUUGCGAUCCAUGUGAAUCUGAAGGGCAGUGGCAGUCCUAAAACUACAAGGACACCCAACAAGCCCACAAGAAAAUCUAAAGUUAGCAAGAUUCCUGUGUUCCUUGACAUGCCUAAUAAACACAGAGAUAGUCUCUGCAGAGUAACAACAUUGUUUGCAAGAGAAACCCAUUUCUAAAGAUCCCCAAUGUAUUUAUUAUUUAUUCACAUCUUUAGUGCUCACCUUAAAUCUACAUUGUUUCCUCACUUCCUUUUUUUAUAUCUCUUGUUUAAAUGUUUCUAAUUAAUCCAUGUUUUUACUUUUAUUUACUCUGUGCCUAUCAAGUAGUCCUGUAUGAAAUGAAUUUAAUUUCUGAAUUGAAUGUGUUGAUUGGUGAUUUGUAGAGAGGGGUUGGGGGGUAUUAUACUGUUUCCUUUUAUGCUACUUUUGUGUGUGUGUGUGUGUGUGUGUGCUGGUCUUUAUCACGUCAUGGGGACAUCAAUCUGUAAACACAGUCACGUCAUGGGGACCUCUUGCAGUGUGGGGACAAAAAAGCAGGUCCCCAUAAGGAUAACCCAUUACAAUGAAUACAGGAACUUUUUCUAAAGGUGCCUGUGUGGUUUUUAGCCAUGGCCCAUAACACACGUUUACCGGUAGGUGUGUGAGUGUUUGGGAGGGUGCCAAGAUGCGCCCCUAAAGGUUUGCGGCUGUAAGUGCACUCACUGCGCCAAACACGGAUUCCAAAUAUGGUUGGGUACCGCCCACUUCCAGGUAGGUACCCGCUAGCAGUAACUGUGCCUGACUGUUCGCUGGUCUGGUAAAUUGCUUGGAGCUCAUUAAGGAUUGAUACGGCGAUUUAAGGACAUAAUGACAGAAGAGCUUUUUCUAAGGAGCAAAGGGGAAACACACGGUCGUGGUGUAUUUGCAAAGGGUUCCAUUUCUCAAGGAGAUUUCGUUCUCGAAUACAGGGGAGAAUUCCUGUUGUUGAAGCCCAGAGAAGGAGGCUGAUAUACCACGAAUCAUGUACUGCAUUCAUGUUUAGGUGGAGAGGGAAAACAUGGUGUAUCGAUGCCGCCAGAGAUGACGGUUCACUUGGGCGCCUCGUUAACGACGAACACAGGCGUCCAAACUGUAAAAUGAAAAAUAUUGAUGUCAAUGGAAGCCCACAUCUUUGUUUGUUUGCCCUUAUGGACAUAAAACAAGGAGAAGAAAUUUCAUACGAUUAUGGAGGUGAAGACUGCCCAUGGAGAACAGAAACGACCACAGUUGGACCAAAUGCACUGCUGGUAGAAGAUUUGCAUACUGUUGUCCUGGCAAAUACCGAAGUGGGUGAUGCUACUCAUCCAAACAUCGCUCAACAGAUGACCACAGUUGGAGACGAUGCCCUGCUAGAUGGGGGCUUGAAACCUGUCCUUUCAAAUACCGAAGGGGAUGAUGAUGCUACUCGUCCAAAAAUCACUCAACAGAUGACCACAGUUGGAGACGAUGCCCUGCUAGAUGGGGGCUCGAAACCUGUCCUUUCAAAUACCGAAGGGGAUGAUGAUGCUACUCGUCCAAAAAUCACUAAACAGAAAAGGUUCUUGAAAGUGAAGACGAAAGCACACAGGGGGCACACUGUUCAUCUACUGUUGAUGAAGAGACUCUUCCUCACAUCGAGAGCCCUGAAAUUCCACCAACCAAGAAGCGAAGACAACGGCCGUUGGUUGAAAUGCCGGAAGAAGUCGGCGCUAUGAGGCCUUCCUCCCAAGGUGAACUCUUUACACAUGUCUUUUGUACGUCAGUAAAGAUUGUCUGUUCCUCUUUGGAAAUGGAUUUUAUUCAGUGUACCAAUUUCAAGUUGUAUUAGUUAUAACAGCCCUAUCAGAAUAUACAAAGGUUGGGGGAUGAAUUGUCAUUAGUUUAUUUUCAAUGCAUAUGCCUAUAAUGGGGGGAUUUAUGCAAUAUCUGUUUGGAAAUUGAAAGCUAAGAUGAUGCAUAUUAGCUUUCAAUUGGCUCACGUGGCAUACUUAAUCAACAUGCAUCCUUAAAGAGCCCAUGCCAUUAAAAUCACAUUUUUCCUAUUGUUUGUUAAAUAACAUAGGUCUGAAUAAGUUUGUGAGCUGUGGUAAGUUUGAAAUCUAUGCAGUUUGUCUGCUGAAUGCAAUAGGCAAUGUCUGUGUUGAUAGAAUAAUGUUAGAAAUAAAACUAACCAAAAUUCCGUUUCAUUAUUAUUAUCCCCAUGGCAAUAGCUGUCAAACAUCAGAUACUCGACUAAAGUAUGCUACAACUUGUCACCUUAUGCCUUAUGACCUCACAAAUUUUAAAGGACAAUUUUUAAAAACUUACCACAAAAUAAAGCAAGGUCCAUCAUCAGAGUUGUUUGGACCAUGGUUCAAUGAUGUGAUGUGAUUAAAAUGGAGACUUGAAGUUCUUUUUACCGGUUUUUAUUAUUACUGUAUUAAAAUUGACAGUAGUGUAAUAUUUCCCAGAAUGCAUUUGCAAAUCAAACAGUAAUUUACUGUCGAACGCAAACACAGUAAGAUACAUUUGUUAUAACAGUAAUAGUACUGUGAAAACAACGAAAUCGACAGUACUUUAUUGCAUAACGCAAAUACAGUAAGAAACGACAUGACAUUACAGUAAUAUUAAUGUGAAAACAACAGAAAUCGUUUACAGUGUAAGCACAGUUAAUUAAGGUAAGCACAGUUAAGUAAGGUAAGCACAGUUAAUUAAGGUAAGCACAGUUAAGUAAGGUAGAUAGA
This is a messenger RNA of Gadus chalcogrammus (walleye pollock), 3532 nucleotides long. RefSeq lists its product as uncharacterized. The transcript is spliced from 8 exons. NCBI's taxonomy places the organism in Eukaryota, Metazoa, Chordata, Actinopteri, Gadiformes, Gadidae. Gene Ontology annotation, molecular function: protein binding. Bases 1826 to 2524 code for a protein of 232 amino acids. The record is from RefSeq and is a predicted model, not a curated record.